Molecule: messenger RNA, 1470 nt
Organism: Alternaria ethzedia
Lineage: Eukaryota; Fungi; Ascomycota; Dothideomycetes; Pleosporales; Pleosporaceae
Exons: 1
Coding region: 1-1470 (489 amino acids)
Source: RefSeq, a predicted model, not a curated record
AUGGACGACCUUCCCAACGAAUUGCUCAUCCACAUUGUUGACCAAUUGAGAGGCCCUACAACCUGGUCAGAACCAGCCGACUACAGCCGCAUGCACGCCCUUGCGGCUCUUUGCUCCGUCUCAAAGAAGCUGUACCAGAUUGCUAGACCAUUACUCUACGAAUCGAUAGACCUACUCCCAAAUGACGGUGUUCUGCCCCAGUCUCGAAGACUUUUUGCUCGUCUCCAGGAGCAGCCAAGCUUUCGCCUCGAGAUCAAAGCCCUUCGACAGAAGACGCCUGCUAGGCUGAGACAGGACGGCGAGCGCCGUAUGCGCGUCCGCGAUGAGUACAUGAAAGACACUACAAGAGACGUGAGAGCCUUUGGGCUAGGCACGGAAGACGCCUCAGCACUCGUGGGCCGUUGGCUAGAGUACGAAGACCUAUACUUCGCUCUAGUGGCAUUUCGGACACCGAACUUGGAGCGUUUAUGGGCACGGUCGGCCCUUGAAUACCAAGGGCUCUAUGACGAAUGCAACAAUACCCUUCUCGAGGGCAUAUGCCGUAUGGCUAUGGGCCUAAGUCGGCUUCACACUCACCGAUUUGACAAUCUCAAGAUUUUGUAUUUCGAUUUCUCAAAUACACCGCAAACGUCCGCGCGGUAUGCGUUCCCGUUGUUACUUCUUCCCAACUUGGAUGAGCUUACUCUUGUCGCGUUGGGCGGCUAUUUCGACAUGGCUGAGAAUGAAACUGAAGUCGAGUUCGAAUACGACGACGCCGACGGCUUGAUCAUUUUCGGCCGCCCUUGGAUGUGGCCACUACGCUCAUCGCCUAUCACCAAGCUCUCGCUAUUCAAACCAGUCAUCUCCGAGAAUACGGUCAAGAAUAUGAUAACGUCGUGUAAAGCUCUGGAGCGAUUUGAAUGCUUUCAUCCACUGCGUUCCAGCACGCUCGAUCAGUGGUUUGGGGGUCUCAUUCCUGCGCUGAACAACCACAUCGAGAGUCUUCAAAACUUAUCAUUAUUGUGUAGGCAACAUUGGCCCUCGUUAGAGAACACUGGCAUGGCUCAGCUCAAUCCUCUUCAUGAAUUCACCAACUUAAACUCUGUCAGGGUCUCUUUGUAUCUGGUUUCUGAUCCGGGGGAAACUUUGAGUGCUCAAAAUCUGCCUGCUUUCUUACCGCCAAGCAUCACAUCACUGCACAUCCACUAUCCCCGUGAGCCAAACGACGAAGCCGAUCAACAACUUCUCGAUGUUCUCAGCGCGCACAAGGACGGUACUUUAGCGUCGCUGAAAGAUGUAUACAUCACAUGGGUAUACUACCAUCGCGGAGAGGAAGAAUUCGAUCUGCUAGAACGACUUCAGUCGCUGGUACAGAUCAAAGCACAAUACGAGACGUCAUCCAUCACGUUUGACAUUACGUUGACAAUCAGAGACGACAAAGGUAAAUGGUCGUUGGUCAGGGGAUCGUCAAGCAGUGCUAACGUCUACUAG